This is a messenger RNA of Nannospalax galili (Upper Galilee mountains blind mole rat), 1822 nucleotides long. RefSeq names its product derlin 3 (gene Derl3). Gene Ontology annotation, biological process: endoplasmic reticulum unfolded protein response. The record is from RefSeq and is a predicted model, not a curated record. Gene Ontology annotation, molecular function: ubiquitin-specific protease binding; misfolded protein binding. The transcript is spliced from 7 exons. Gene Ontology annotation, cellular component: Hrd1p ubiquitin ligase ERAD-L complex; endoplasmic reticulum membrane. Lineage: Eukaryota; Metazoa; Chordata; Mammalia; Rodentia; Spalacidae. The coding region runs from base 42 to 749 and encodes 235 amino acids.
UAAGAGCGCGCGGGCCGGGCCGGGGUGCCCGAAGAGUUUCAAUGGCGUGGCAAGGGCUGGCGGCCGGGUUCUUUCAGGUUCCCACGGUGACACGUGCGUACACGGCGGCCUGCGUCCUCACCACGGCUGCGGUGCAGUUGGAGUUCCUCACCCCCUUCCAACUGUACUUCAACCCGCAUCUCGUGUUCCGGAAGUUCCAGGUCUGGAGGCUCUUCACCAACUUCCUCUUCUUCGGGCCCCUGGGAUUCGGUUUCUUCUUCAACAUGCUCUUCGUGUUCCGCUACUGUCGCAUGCUGGAGGAGGGAUCCUUCCGCGGUCGCAAGGCCGAUUUCGUCUUCAUGUUUCUCUUCGGUGGUUUCCUUAUGACUCUGCUGGGACUUCUGGGCAGCCUCUUUUUCCUGGGGCAGGCCCUCAUGGCUAUGCUGGUGUACGUAUGGAGCCGCCGCAGCCCUCAGGUGAGGGUCAACUUCUUCGGCCUACUCAACUUCCAGGCACCGUUCCUGCCCUGGGCCCUCAUGGGCUUCUCGCUGCUGUUGGGCAACUCGGUCCUCACAGACCUGCUAGGGAUUGCUGUGGGCCACAUCUACUACUUCCUGGAAGAUGUCUUUCCCAACCAGCCUGGAGGCAAGAGGCUGCUGCUGACCCCCAGCUUUCUGAAACUGCUACUAGAUGACCCUCAGGAGGACCCCAAUUACCUGCCCCUUCCUGAGGAGCAGCCAGAACUUCACCUGCAGCCCCCAGACCAGUGAGCCCAUCCUGGCCAGCCUGAGGCGCCUGGUGGACCUAUCCUCUCCACCUAAGCUACAGCAUAGGAACCCAUUCUGGAGACUGGGCCUGCCUCAGCUCAGCCAGCCACACGAUCCCACACUCUUCUCUGCCUGCUCUCUGCUUUUGCCUUCUCCACAGGUGGUAGGACUCAGGGCCCACAGAGGGCAGAGACUGCCUAUGGAGGCCCAAGAGAGUGCCGAGCUCAUGACAGACCUAGUGUUCUCAUCCCCAUGCUGCCAGUGCCUUGAUGGAACUCGGAACAAACCUCGUCACCCAGGCCUCUUCCCCACCAGUCAUCCAGACCUCAGGGCUGGGGCCAGGACCAUGCCCAUCCAUCUAGCCUGUCCAUCCUCAUCUAAAGCCUCAGCAAGUGAGUCUUCAUCUCCUUUUCCAGUGACCGAAAGGCCCCAACCCAUGGGCUUUGGUGCAGAGAGCCAGGUUUGGGUCCUCUGCCCUACCUGUGAGCCAGGCCCUUGAACUCUAUCUUAGCAGCACCCUGAGCAUGGCAGAGGCUUCUGGGAAGUUUUGUUUGCCUUUCAGCCAAAGGCCCAUCUGAGCCCUCUCCCAACUGUGGUUUCCUUGUCUUUUCUGAACCACAGGCAUCAAAUGUGGCCAGCUUUCCUUGUUGCUCUAGGUCUGCUCCAGUAGAGCUUACUGCUGGAUGCCCAGCAACCUGAGAAUUUCCUUAGCCACUGCCUGUUGUUUCCACAGUAACAAUAACGUUCCUGUCGAGUCUUGAUUUAAAUUUUGUAGUGAAACCUAGUGAGGUAGCUGCUGUGUUGCUAUGUGGACUGGAAGUGCUUAAAGCUGGCAGGAUCUGGAGAGUGACAGCUCCUCCCAGGCAGGUGAACUUACCUGCCCAGGUUGAGGUGAGUGACAGCUCCUCCCAGGCAGGUGAACUUACCUGCCCAGGUUGAGGUGGGCAGAGUUCCUCCCAUCCUAUUCAGUGUGGUAGCUCAGGACAGCCACAGCAAAGGAGCCCAUUCCAUGGCCAGCCAGGCCCGGAAUCUUCCUCUUGGGCAGGGUCUUCCAAUAAAGCUUAGCUUUUCUAUUA